AUGCAAGCAAAUUAAAUUUAUUUAAAAUUUUGUACAAAUUUUCACUAACUCAAUUUUUAAAUGUUUAUUUUUUAUGAUAAUUUUUAUGGGUUUGAAGUUGACGUAAACUAUCUAAUACAAAAACAAUUACAUAUUUCUUAAAUUAAAAUACAGAAGAGUUAUUUUUAGAAAAUCUUAAUCAGUCAGAAAUAGUUAAAAAGAUGUGCUAAUUUGAGGGAAUUAUAAAAUGGAAUAGCCAGCAACAUUUUUUCAACAAUUAAAAAUUCAAUAAAAAUAUGGAUUUAGAGAUAUCAAAAACCUUUUUGUAGUAAAAUUUGCCAUUAUUGGGCUUAUAUAAAUAAAGAUUACAAAUAAAAUAUACAUGCAACAAACAAUGAUUAUAUAUACAAAUAGGAAAGAAUUAUUCUUAUAAAAAUAUUUUAGCUAGCAUUCGUAGACUACCAAAUGCAUAUUUAUUUAGUAUAGAUAGAUAGGUAGGUAGACAGGUAUGAAAAUGAUUGGUUUGUUAACUCUUAGGUUCACUGA
Messenger RNA from Tetrahymena thermophila SB210, 525 nucleotides. RefSeq lists its product as hypothetical. The record is from RefSeq and is a predicted model, not a curated record. NCBI's taxonomy places the organism in Eukaryota, Ciliophora, Oligohymenophorea, Hymenostomatida, Tetrahymenidae. The transcript is spliced from 2 exons.